AUGGCAAUUUUUUCCGACUUCUUGGCUAUUCUCCUCGCUGCCAGCGUCGUUAGUGCCAUAAACUUCUCAGAGGUUAUCCCGGGUCCUGGCCUCCCAAGCUUGGCCUCGCUCAACCUUACAAGCGAAGCACUCCAUGCCAUGGGGCCUAUAGAAAUCCCCCCAGAUUACCAUAUCGGCGACGUUAAUCCCAUGUCGAAGCGUGAUAACCCCACGCCACCAGCUUGCAUCUACUACGGCGGCGCGCUCAUCGAUCGCGCCAAUAUGCUCAGCUGCGUCAACUUUUUAUACGCUCUCGGAACGACGCCGUGCACCCUCAGCAAUAGCGCUGCUAGUGGGCAGUGGUGUAACGUUGGGAAUGUGGCGUUAUAUGGGUUGAACUGGAACAAUUUACCAACCGUAUCCUCGUACUGCAUCGACGUGGCUGUCGCAGCACAGUGGGUGUAUAACAACUGCAACUACGACAAUGUUAACCAGUGGGGUGGUUUGGCUUAUGUACAUGGGAAUGAUGAUAUAAUUGCGAAUGUUACCAGACAAUAA
Messenger RNA from Pseudogymnoascus verrucosus, 537 nucleotides. RefSeq lists its product as uncharacterized. Lineage: Eukaryota; Fungi; Ascomycota; Leotiomycetes; Thelebolales; Thelebolaceae. The coding region runs from base 1 to 537 and encodes 178 amino acids. The record is from RefSeq and is a predicted model, not a curated record. The transcript is spliced from 2 exons.